AUGCUCCGGCUGCGCUCCUCCGCUCGCCUGCUCAGGAAGCUAUGCGAGGCGUCGCGGCCGCUGGGGCGGCGCGAGGUCCAAGGCGCGGCGACGCGACGGCUCUCCGGCGCGGCCGCCUCCGCCGCGCGGACGACCUCGCUGCUGCGCCCUCUGCCGGGGCUGGACCUGCCGCAGAGCCUCCCCGACAAGCUCACGCGCCUCCCGACCCGCGUCACCACGCUCCCCAACGGCGUGCGCGUCGCCUCCGAGGACCUCCCGGGCCCGUCGGCGUGCGUGGGGGUGUUCGUGGCGUCGGGCUCCAUCCACGAAUCCCCAGAAUCCGCCGGCGUCACGCACCUGCUGGAGAAGCUGGCGUUCAAGGACACGGCGCACCGGAGCCACAUGCGGAUCGUGCAGGAGGUGGAGGCCUCGGGGGGAAACGUCGGCGCCUCCGCGUCCCGGGAGCAGAUGGUGUACAACUACGACACGCUCAAGGCGUACAUACCCCAGGCCGUCGAGCUGCUCCUCGACUCGGUCCGCAACCCGCUCUUCCUCCAGGAGGAGGUCGACCGGCAGCUGGCCCUCGCUCGAGAAGAUGUCCAGGAGAUGCAGAAGAACCCUGAGAGGUUUCUCCAGGAAGUGCUCAACCUUGUUGGAUAUGAGGGCGCUAUUGCAAACCCGCUUAUAUGCCCCGAGGAGGCUCUUGAGACAAUCAAUGCCGAUAUUAUUAAAAAGUUCUAUCACGAAAACUUCACUGCUGAUCGUUUGGUUCUAGCAGCGUCAGGUGUUGACCAUCAACACUUGUUGGAUGUUGCAGAACCUUUGAUAUCUGAUUGGCACAAGGGAUCCCCUAUGGAAACACCAAAGUCGACGUAUACAGGUGGUGAUUUCAGACACGCGGCAGAGUCAGAUAUGACGCACGUUGCGUUGGCUUUUGAAGUGCCUGGGGGCUGGCUUCAAGAGAGAGAUGUUACAACUAUGACCGUCAUUCAGACCUUAAUGGGUGGUGGUGGCUCAUUCUCUUCUGGUGGUCCUGGAAAAGGGAUGCAUUCACGACUUUACUUGAGAGUCCUGACUAAAUAUCACGACGUCCAAGCAUUUUCAGCAUUUAGUAAUGUAUAUGACACCAGUGGCCUCUUUGGCAUCUACUUGACAACACCACCAGAUUUUGUUGCAAAGGCUGUUGAUGUCGCGAUAAAGGAACUGAUUGCUAUCGCAACGCCUGGACAAGUGACAGAGGUUGAACUGACACGCGCGAAAAACUCAACGAUUUCAUCAGUUUUGAUGAAUCUUGAAUCGAGAGUAAUUGUUGCAGAAGAUAUAGGGCGGCAGCUUCUGACUUAUGGUUGCAGGAAGCCUAUUGAUUCUUUUCUGAAGUGUAUGGAUGAAUUGACCCUAGACGAUGUUACAGUGUUUGCUAAGAAGUUGUUAUCUUCCCAACCCACAAUGGCUAGCUAUGGAGAUGUUGAUAAAGUCCCUCCAUAUGAAUUUGUUAGCAAGCGGUUCCAAGCGUUCAGAUAGUGCCCUACCCUAACACAAAGACAUGCAGCUUCCCCUCAAUUACAGCUCUCCCCGUGAUGUACUCGGAAAUUUCUUUGUUUUUACUCAUAUGAACCAAUGAUGUUAGGUUUGUAGCGACUAUGUUCAAAUACCACAUGCAGAUGAAAUGUAUCAGGUAGUCAGGAACACAAUUUUUUGAAGUUCGUAUGGGAAUUUUGCCUGCUGAUCCGACUAUGUGGUCUCGUUGACAUGUUGAAUGUUCAGUACUUGUACUGUCAGUUUCAUGACGAUAAUAUACAGCAAUGGCGACUUUCCAAACACUUGUUACUGGAUAAUUGACAAGUUCUGUCACAGGUUUAUCUUUGUA
Lolium rigidum is the source of this 1846-nucleotide messenger RNA. RefSeq names its product mitochondrial-processing peptidase subunit alpha-like. The transcript is spliced from 13 exons. Lineage: Eukaryota; Viridiplantae; Streptophyta; Magnoliopsida; Poales; Poaceae. Gene Ontology annotation, cellular component: mitochondrion. Gene Ontology annotation, molecular function: metal ion binding. The record is from RefSeq and is a predicted model, not a curated record. The coding region runs from base 1 to 1500 and encodes 499 amino acids.